UUUUAAAUUCCUCAGUGCAAUGUUACUUAAGCAUAUGCUCUGACAACCCUCACCAUUAAUUCUGGCAUACUUUCUUCUCUGCCCAUCACUUCAUUUACAAGCACAAAGUUUCUUCCUCUCUCUCUCUCGUUCACUCUUAUAUACCUUUAUCUUCUUUGUUUGCUCAUUUAAUUUCACUAUAUUGCAUACACCCAAUGGGGAGAUCACCUUGCUGUGACAAAGUGGGGAUGAAAAAAGGACCAUGGACACCAGAAGAAGAUCAGAAACUCUUAGCUUAUAUCGAAGAACACGGCCAUGGAAGCUGGCGUGCUUUGCCUGCCAAAGCUGGUCUUCAGCGAUGUGGGAAGAGCUGCAGGCUUAGAUGGACUAAUUAUCUCAGACCAGAUAUCAAGAGAGGAAAGUUCAGUCUGCAAGAAGAACAAACCAUCAUUCAGCUCCACGCCCUUUUAGGGAACAGGUGGUCUGCUAUAGCGACUCACUUGCCAAAGAGGACAGAUAAUGAGAUAAAGAACUACUGGAACACUCAUCUUAAGAAAAGGUUAGCCAAAAUGGGGAUCGAUCCUGUCACCCACAAGCCGAAAUCCGACACUUUACUCUCCGGUACCGAUGCUCAUCGAUCGAAGAAUGCCGCAAACCUUAGCCAUAUGGCUCAGUGGGAAAGUGCGAGGCUCGAAGCCGAAGCUAGAUUGGUUCGAGAAUCGAAGUUACGUACGAUUCAACAUCGCCUCGGUCGUCCGAUGACACCAGGCUUUGCUUCGUCAGUUUCGGCUGCUCAGCUUGUUGUGGAUAAGUCACAUUGGAAUAGUGUUAGCAAUGCCGGAUUUGGUCACAUCGACUCACCGAAAUCAACACUUACUUCCUCGGAAAAUGGGAUCGGACCCAGUUCAAUGCCGAUGACCGAGUUUACCGGCACUGCGUCGGCUUCAUCCGAGACCGGAAUCAUUAAACAAGAAGGCGAACAAGAAUGGAAAGGCCUUGAGGGAAGUUCAACUAAUUUGGCUAUGGAAGAUGGGUUCAUUAACCUUCUUCUUAACGAUUCCACUGACCCGAGUUUAUCGGAUGGCGGCAAAGAAUCCGACGGAAACAGCGGAGGAAUCGAUGAUCAGUGUGAAGACAACAACUACUGGAACAGCAUUCUGGAUUUGGUGAAUUCUUCCCCAUCGCAUUCACCAAUGUUCUAAAACAACUAAUGUUUCUUUGGUCUAAAUCAAAACAGGCCAUUAAUUAUAUCUCAAAAAACAUUG
Hibiscus syriacus is the source of this 1244-nucleotide messenger RNA. RefSeq names its product transcription factor MYB106-like. Bases 195 to 1181 code for a protein of 328 amino acids. The transcript has 3 exons. NCBI's taxonomy places the organism in Eukaryota, Viridiplantae, Streptophyta, Magnoliopsida, Malvales, Malvaceae. The record is from RefSeq and is a predicted model, not a curated record.